Rhizophagus irregularis DAOM 181602=DAOM 197198 is the source of this 740-nucleotide messenger RNA. The record is from RefSeq and is a predicted model, not a curated record. Lineage: Eukaryota; Fungi; Glomeromycota; Glomeromycetes; Glomerales; Glomeraceae.
GUUGAAUCACAUGUUAUUGCGAAUUUAGGUGGAAGUCGCGAAGUGAUUCGCUGCUAUGGUAUUACUAAAAAUCCAGAAAAAAAUGAAUAUAUGAUGAUAAUGCAACAUGGGAUAAAUGGUAGUUUAAGACAGUAUUUAGAUAAGAAUUUUAGUUCACUGAAUUGGAUUCUAAAGUUGGAUAUGUUGCAAUGGAUGUCAUCUGGUCUUAUAAACGAGAAUUAAUUCAUCGUGAUUUUCAUUCUGGAAAUAUGAUAAGUGUAUCCAAUCAAAGGAUUGAAAUUACUGAUUUGGGAUUAUGUCGACCAAUGAAUGCUCAAAAUAACGAUACGUAUGGAGUUUUACCUUAUGUAGCUCCUGAAGUUUUAAGAGGAAAAGAAUAUACUCAAAAAAGUGAUAUUUAUGGAUUUGGAAUCAUUGCAUAUGAAGUUCUGUAUAGGAUUACCCCCUUAUCAUGAUAUUGCUCAUGACAGAACCUUAGCUAUUAAAAUUUGUCAAGGAUUAAGAUCAUGACCCUCUAAAACGACCUAUAGCAGAUGAAGUGAUUGGAUUAUUUUAUGAUUAUAAGAGAGAAAUUGUUUAUAACGAAAAUACUGAGAUCUGUAAACAAGUUGAAGAAGUUGAAGAAAUUAAUAAAAAUUUACCAUCAUUAACAGCAAAUACUGAUACACUCUCAUAUACUAUACAUCCUCAAGCAAUUUAUACAAGUAGAAUUUUAGAUUUUAAAGAUCUUCCAGAAUCCA